AUGAGUGGGAGAUUUAAAGUCGUUUUGGACUGCGAAAUACCACCAACGUUACUUUCCUUUGCGAAAAAUUCAAUUUUUUCGGCCGAACAAACAAAACGUGGGAUUUGUAUCAACGCAGAAAUGGCAACAAGUGCUGAAGUCAACAACUUGGUUAAAAUGUAUAGUUUUGAAACUAUUGAAGUAAAUCAGAACAGCUCUGCUGUCAAUCUCUCAGAUUUUCAUGUCGAAACGAUACGACUGAAGGGCUUCAUCGGGAGGAUGAAAUUGAGCGAGACAGUCAAGAGAUUGGAAUACUCUGAGGCGGAAAAAGAAAAUGCCGAGGUCGAGGAGACUUCCGUGUUUCAGAAUGAUGUUGUUUUUUACAACAACGUCUCGUUUAAAAACAAACCCACUUUCAACAAAACAGCGACGUUUUAUAACGAAGUCCUUUUUACUGAUAAAGUGCACUUUGGCGGGUCUUCGGUGUUUGAGGGCAAUGUGACGUUCAACAAAAGGGUGGAGUUUGAGGGAGAUGUCGUUAUGAAACAAAAAGCAGUGUUUGUUGGAGAUGUUGUGUUUGGAAGAAAUGUCAAAGGAAAUAAUUUGGAGUUUCAAGAGAAGGCCGAGUUCUGGGUUGAACCCAAUAUUGAUAACGUCACCUACCACAAAUAUAUGCCCGACGAGAUGUUUACCAGAAAGGUUGACCAUGAAAGUUUUGAGAAGAAAAAAGAAAAGAAAACGUGGUGGGGAGGGAAAGUGGAAGACGUCGAAAAACUUGAAAAACAAGAUGAGAAGGUGGAGAACAGAAAACACAAGCGAAGAAGAGAUUGGAGGGUCGAGUUGUUUGAAGAGAGUAAUUCAGAGUCUGAUUCGGACUCUGAAAACGACGAUUUCCAAAAUGUACUAGAAACUGAAGAUGAUGUGUUCGAGAGACGAAAAGAGUACGAGAGAAAACGGUUAGAGGAGCAAAUAGAGUUAACCAAACGACAAGAAAACAUGUUAAAAGAAAUGCGAGAUAGUGGGAAUGUUGAAAAUGAUCUUAGAGCACACACACAACUCAGAGAAUUGAAAAUAGAAACAACCCGAAACGAAGACUUGUCGAUGCUUAUACCAUCUACUAUUACAAGUUUGGAGAUCAACGGAAAAAUGAGAGUCGACGGCAUCACCGAAAACAAAAAUUUGAAAUUUGACGUUCAUCCGAUUUCAUUAACAUUGGUCAACUGUAUUAUUCCUGAAAAGAUUCCUGAGACUGUUAAAGUUAUCAUCUUAAGGAUGUGUACUGGAAAUGCCGAUGUACUUCAAACAGCAAAAAUUGAAGAUUUGAGUAUUCAAACAUUUAACGGACUUACAAAACUGAGUCUGAUGGACACAGUAACUUCAAUUUCGUUAGUUGGGAUUCCAACUUUGACUUGUGUGGAAGGGUGUGACAAAUUGGUGAAUUUGAAGAUCAACAUGUGCGCCAAAAUAAACACAUUUUCACUUACAGACAAACUUGAGAGUGCAGAUGUCUCAUUCAGUCCGAAUGUUGUUAAAAUGUUGAACUCUUCCAAAAUAAAGCCAAAAAGCCUCAAACUGAACAACAAAGUGAUCCAGUAA
Entamoeba invadens IP1 is the source of this 1575-nucleotide messenger RNA. RefSeq lists its product as hypothetical. The record is from RefSeq and is a predicted model, not a curated record. The transcript has a single exon. NCBI's taxonomy places the organism in Eukaryota, Evosea, Mastigamoebida, Endamoebidae. Bases 1 to 1575 code for a protein of 524 amino acids.